AUGGUUUAUACGAAGACACGCAAGGUCUCGACGCUUGUGGAGCUGCGUGCAGAUGGAUACCAAGCCGCCAAGAAAAUUGAACCGCUUCAAAGUACCGUCGACAAUUUCACCUUUACUGCAUGCCCCAAGGGACACGGAGCCCGGCGUGUAAGACUAAGGGCGCAACUGCGACGAGCUAAGGAUCGUCUGUAUCACACCGCUGUUGAAUGCUCCCGUCUAGAAUCCCCACCAAUACUACAGGCCGUGCAAAAUCACCUACCGCGAGAGCUGCGUGACAUGAUCUACGCUGAGCUGAUGGAUUUCGAGAACCCGUCGUUUGACAUCUGGUUGGAGGGCAGUAGAUACGUACUGAAGACGACCAACAAGCCACGCUCUACAUUUUUCCACCGGACUCAAAUGGCAGCUAGUGUCGCUCGAGGCCAAGAUCCUUACUACAUCGAUCCAUCCAUCGUCGGCAAAGAGUCAGCUUUAGAGAUCUUACAACUUCGUUACCGACGUGGCCAAUUCAAUAUCCACCACGACGCGCUAAUAAGCAGGGUUCUCAACCAAGAUGCGUGGAAGCAGGAUAUCGUACCAAAACGCUGGCUCUCCAAAAUCAGCAUCUACAUGCCCGAGGACAUUUACCAAGUUGAAGAGCGUAGAAUUCUACUCCGUCAGCGCUUCGACCUACUACAGCAACUCACCAAUACCCGAGCACGUAUCCAAGUGAUCUUCCCUAGCAAAGAGAUGUACUGGCAUUCCCAAAUUGGUUCUUCGCGUAAAGGAUAUGAGUGUCUACUUCCCACCGACCCAACUAUACGCCAAGCCAUGUUAGCUACUACCGAACGACUAUCAGCCUCGAAUGCUGGGAUCGAGAUCGACGCCGCUGUCCAUAACGAGAACGUUCAUAUUAUCAUGGAGGCCAUAUUCCCGAGCCUGACGGCCUUGAAGGCUCGAGGCCACCAGAUUCACUUGGACGAUAGGAUUAGCGGGUGGACAUGGACGGCGGGGAAGGGAAGCGCCACGUUCACCGAUACGUGGACUCAUCGCCGGCAAUUCCGUAAGGCGAAAGAUGGCAGUCUACAUGCCAUUGCGGAGAGACUGAGAGCUGAGAAGGAACGAUUUGACUCUACGCUGCAAGAGCUGAAAGCGUGGAAAGAAAAGCAGCUUUCGACUCUCGAGGACAUCGAGAAACGACUUGAUCCAAAAUCUCAAAGCGGUCCACCGUCCCUCGCCGACCCGACCAGCAAGGACACAGCUACAUUGAAGCUCGGUUUGGCAGAGCGUCGUAUCAAUGCAGAGCUUCGGAAGCGUUCCGAGGUUGAACCGAAGGAACUGUACAUCCACCACACGCUCGCGGAUGUCCUCAGAGAAUACGCCAAGCUCGUACACCCCAGUCUCCUCGACAGAAUGUUCGGAUUGCUACCAUCAGGGAAGCUACCACGGGAGGUUAGGGACAUGGUAUACGACCAUCUACUCCCUAGGGAGAACACUUACACUAUCAAGUUAGCAACAGACAACACUGGCUUCUCCAUCCACAAAGGAGCAUCGGACGGUAUUAUACCUACUCCACCAGUCGGCUGUCCAUACCCCAUGAUAUCAACCACCCAUCCACUAGCUGAUGAGAUCCUCGAAAGAUUCCAUUGGAAAACGACGUUCAUCAUUCAGAAGUACAUAUACACACAGCCGUUGUCUAUCCACCAUAUUAUCGCAAAGCUUCCGUGGUGGUCGAACAUCGAUGCAAGUGUACUGCCCAAAAACAUCGCCGGCCGUAUCACCUUCGUCAUGCGUUUUGACAAUAGUUGGAGGAUUGAGUCAGAUAUGGAGGAGACUAUUGGAGAUUUAAGAAAGAUCUUGAACUCAGCCAGUCUCGGCGUAACUGUCUCUCUAUCGAUUUUUCCUGCUGAUAGUAAGCGCGGCGCUGAGUUCCUCGAUCUAGCAAAACCACUCUUGCUUGAGUUGCAGGAGAAGGGCCACGAGAUUCGCAUGAUCGACUUGGCUUCCAUGUCUCGCCCAAACAUCAACGCGCCGAUACCCUCAUACGAAGAAGCCGUCGUCGCGCCUCCGCCCACCACAGUACCACAACCUCCCCCCGAGCCCGCCGCUGCCGAACAACCUGCUGUCGACCCAGAGCCAACACCCACAAUCAUACCAGCAUCGCCUCCACCCGAGUUACCUCCCGCAUACGCCACCGUCGACGAGAAGGCCACGACCUUCACCAUCUACGGCACCUUCAUCCACACACCCAACGCGCCCGCCUACCAGCUAUCCUCCCUCCUCGAUGCGCGAAUCAAUAAGCUUCGGAUACGGAGACUAAAAGCCGAAGAGAUCACGUUCCUCCAAUCCGGCGCACCGACCGUCGCCUUCGACAGCAGCAGCGUGCUAUACGAAGCCCACGACCCACCCUUCCUCAUCAACGAGUACUACAUCCAAGGUAAAGCAGGGAGCACACUACCCGGCGCUUUACAACUGCGCUUCGGACUGCGCCGAUGGCAUGUCGUGCAUAUGCCCACGCAGGGCAGUCGACCGAACGAGAUCAUGACUUGUGGGAAGCCAGGGGGGUUCACAAAGGCGCUUAAGCAGAGGAAGAACGAGCUGGAACCUAGUCAGUGGAAAGACAGCGAAGGUCAUGUCGUUGCGACAGAGGUGUUGAAGAUGGGGCCUGGAGGCAAGAUGCCGACGAUUGAACUGAGGCAUGAUCUAGACCAGACAUGCCGGGAGUUGAUAUUGGCGCUUUGGGUGGCUCGGCUGUGGGCGGCUUUUGGGGCGGGAAGUGGAUAUGCUCACUGA
Molecule: messenger RNA, 2769 nt
Organism: Alternaria triticimaculans
Lineage: Eukaryota; Fungi; Ascomycota; Dothideomycetes; Pleosporales; Pleosporaceae
Exons: 5
Coding region: 1-2769 (922 amino acids)
Source: RefSeq, a predicted model, not a curated record